CUAAGCAUCAAGUUAAGUGAUUCUCUCUUUCUGUGAUUCCUGACUUUUUCUCUCACACCAAAGAGCAAUGGGUUCUGGACAGCUCCACGUAGAUGUUGAGUUCAAGUCCCCUGCAGACAAGUUCUGGGGAUGCAUUAGGGACUCCACCACUGUCUUCCCCAAGGCCUUCCCUCAUGACUACAAGAGCAUUGAAGUGCUUGAAGGGGAUGGGAAGGCGCCAGGAUCUGUAAGACUCAUAACAUAUUCUGAAGGUUCUCCGAUUGUCAAAGUAUCCAAAGAGAAGAUUGAUGCUGUAAAUGAUGCAGAGAGGUGGGUGGCAUACAGUGUCAUUGAUGGGGAUCUGCUGAAAUUCUACAAGGUUUUCAAGGGGAAGAUCCAUGUGAUUCCCAAGGGAGAAGGGGGGACAGUGAAAUGGUCCUGUGAGUUUGAGAGGGCAAGUGAAGAGAUUCCUGAUCCAAACGUCAUCAAGGAAUUUGCAGUGAAGAACUUCAAGGAGUUAGAUGACUUUGUUCUCAAGGCUUAGAAACGGAGGGCACUUGCAGGUUUAGUAAAUAACGUAGGACAUCCUGCCCUACAAUGAAUUCCUAGUGUUCUCUUUCUUGAAACUUUAUUUAUCUAUUAAGGGAAGCUAAAGUGUAACAAAAAGGAAGAAAAACGGUUUGGUAUAGCUUUCAUGUUAAUCUAUCUGCUACAUUGGCUAAAAACAAAAAAAUUAUAUCUAAAUUU
Rubroshorea leprosula is the source of this 726-nucleotide messenger RNA. NCBI's taxonomy places the organism in Eukaryota, Viridiplantae, Streptophyta, Magnoliopsida, Malvales, Dipterocarpaceae. The record is from the annotation of a GenBank genome assembly.